Messenger RNA from Ctenocephalides felis (cat flea), 6051 nucleotides. RefSeq lists its product as uncharacterized. NCBI's taxonomy places the organism in Eukaryota, Metazoa, Arthropoda, Insecta, Siphonaptera, Pulicidae. Gene Ontology annotation, cellular component: SWI/SNF complex. The transcript is spliced from 9 exons. The record is from RefSeq and is a predicted model, not a curated record. Gene Ontology annotation, biological process: positive regulation of DNA-templated transcription. Bases 64 to 6051 code for a protein of 1995 amino acids.
GGUACUUAACAACUGAAAAUAGUUGAUGAAUGUACAAGCACAAUUAAUUAGUAUCAAAGCAUCAUGUCCAAUUUCAAUGGGCAACCAAAUCCAUUGGCGCAAAAUAGUCCACAUAUUAAUGCUAGUGGUGCCAUGCUUAUGUCUGGUACACAAAAUUCAAGUCUUGUAUCUGGCAGUUACAGUAUGUCAAGCCAGAGCUCUCUAAAUGUGGUUGGUCAGAUGUCGCUGGUGAGCUCCAUGGGACAAGGAGUUUAUUUACGACAAGGACAAAUCACAAGCAACAACAUUAUUAUGAGGUCUCCUGGCCCCAGUCCAGUAUUGCUUAGAUCUCCAGUACCUACUCUAACAAGUCCUUUGCGUUCACCUGCACAUUACAUGACGCCCAGUCCAUCUCCAUCGAUACCUCCCAGUCCUAGCCCAAGUCCUAGUCAUGUGUCUCAAAAUUUUUCUGCCUUAGGCUCUCUUGAAAUUCCUACUGCAACAAUUGUUGGUUCUAACAAUUUUCCGCUGAAUAUACAUGCAGGAAAUGUGAAUAAGGGCAAGAGUAUCAAACGUGUUGUAACAAAAUCUGCAAAACCUUCCUACCAGCAAAUUAGCUGCAAUAAUGUCCAUACGGUUAAGAAUGUUGCUAAGACGACAAGUCCAAAUUCUCAAGCUAGAAGCUCCACGGCAAGCCCUAGCAAUCAUUUACAAGUGCAGUCUUCAGCUACGCAACCCAUGGUUCAACAGGCGUUUCAACAAGUUCCGAUGCAAGUUAAUGCAAGCAAUCAGCUUGUGCAAAUAAUUCAAGGUUCACAAAUUAUUGAAUCUAGGCAACAGAUGAUAGUUCCUAAUACUACACAAUCUCAAAACGUAUUGGCUGGCACUAAACAAAAACCACAACAAAUUCUACCUAAGCCUAUGAAUGCUAUUCAGCCUAGUGCAUCCAAUACUCAGACAAAAGUAACUAAGGCAAAUAAUAAUGGUCAGCAGACCAAUAGUCAAAUUAUCCUUCCAGGAAACAUCAAUAAUCAGCCAUUACUUCUAAAUCAGAUGCCUGUGUUAGUUCAACAGAACUCAACUCAAGGAGUACAACUAAUUUUAAGGCCUCCUGUUGCUUCCAACACUCCCGGGCUACUAAUUCAUAAUGCAAGACAACAACCUCAGAUACAUCAGCCUCAACAAUUGUUAAGAAUACUGAAUGGUAUGCAAAUUGCUGCCCCCACAUUUAUAGUAUCGUCUCAGCAGAACAUGCAACAAAACAUUAGCUUGCAGCACAAUAAUCAAGCCAACAUUGCACAACAACAAAUUAAGAGCCAGCCUGUUCAGCAACCUCAACGGCAAUUACUCAACAGUCAUAUCAUCAGUCAAAAUGUUUCUUCAAUUAGUAAUACAAAUUUACAAGCUCAACUUCAAAAUAUUCAGUUGAAUGGUAAUUUAGCACACAUACAAAUGCCAAAUGGUUUAAAUGGACAAUUUAUUAGUCAAAUUCCAGCUCAGUUUCAAGCAAAUCUCGCUGGUUUGAGCCAAAUUUCUACGAAUGUUAAUGAUUUGCAAUAUAAUAAUAUAGAAAUACAAUCCAGCAAAGCAGCUAGUAAUUUGUCUAACAUUAUUACUGUUCCGACUGUAAUGCAACAGAAUGUUGUAGUGUCAACUGCUUCUGUUAGCAAAGUUGGAACGAUGAUUGAUUCUGAACAUUCAACUGAAGGGAAAAAGGUGAUUGAAACUGAAAAAUCUGCUGUAGAUGUUACUGAAGUAAAGACAACUGUCAAAACCAAGAAAGCUAAAAAAAGUAAAAAGACCAAAGGAAAGUUAGAUCUGACUAAUUUAAUGAAGCUUUCAGGAAUAAUUGAAGAUGACGAUAUGAAUUUCUUAGAUAGUAGUAUUUCAAAUAUAACAGCAAAUAUUGCCAAUGAGCAACAGGUGAUCGUUCAAAUGGCUCCACAGGCGACUGUUGCUACACAGGAUACAGAUUCUACUUAUACAUUAAAAGGAACAGAUGAUGUACCCAUGAUCAUUGCAAUGCCGCAAAAUCAAUCUGAAGAAAAUUUAAACUGUAACAAUCCAAUACCCAGUUUAACAUCAACUCACAGCAACACAAAACCAAAUAAAUUUCCAUGUAUGAUUAUGAUUCAAAAUAAUGAUAGCUCCGAACCAUAUAAAAUUUCUCUUCCUAAUGUUUCAAGUAAUAUCUCUGAAUCUGCAAAAGAUUGUGAAGCAUCUAAUGAUGAUUUAAGCAUAGCAAAUCUACCUAAGAUAAAUGAAACAACUGCAAUGAGCCUAGCAAUGAGCGCAUCAAACUUUACUAAUAAUUCUCUAAAUAGCUCGGUUGGUGUACCUACAAUUCAAAGCCAAAUCAACGAAAUACAAAAUCAUCUCAUGGGAUUUUCUCAGGCUGCAAGCAAAAAUUCUGCUUGUACUAAAAGCAAAUCUACUAAAUUUCAGCCUAUUAAAAGUCCUGAUGCAUUAGAAAUAAGAAAUAAUGAAAUAGAUGGAAUUAAUGUCCAUGCUAAUAUUCCUAGUCAAAUUGGAAAUAUUCAAAUUUCACAGGUUAAUAUACCUGUGUCAGUAAAAAAUAGUGAAAAUUUAAUAAAUAGAAACGUAGAAAAUCAUAUUCAAAUUAUGCCCAUUGUUGACAAUAGUAUAAAUUCAUCGGUUAAUAAACUGGUAAAUUCUUAUAUAACUAGGCAAAUGUCGACACAAAAUACUUUUGCAAGAUCUGACUCUUUAAUCGGGUUAUCUGCAGCAUCUGAUGGAUUUGUUGGCGGUUUAAGUUUAACUCUCUCUGAAGAUGGCAGAAUUGUUUUGAGGCAAGACAACAGAUCUUCCGCGCCUGAUCUUCAAACUCAAGUUUUGUUACGCAAUCUGAUUUCAAGUACCUCUGGAACUUCUAAUACUAAUUUGACAUUAACCCAAACACAUCCUGUAUUUCUUAGUGCAUUAUCUAAUGUAAAUAAUGAUGAAUUCAAGCAGAAGCCGAUCACCAAUUGUGUAAAUUCAGUUACUCCCAUAGCAACCCCAAAAGCUAACAAACAACCAAUGAUGGAAAAUCAUCAAAUUGUUACAUCACAAUCACAGAAUGUACUACAUCAAAGGCAGUACUUUCAAGAAGCUGAAUUAAAUAAAACUAAACCUAAUCCCGUACAACAUUCUAUUGUAAGCUCAGAAUACUCCGAUAAUGCUACUAAAGCACUUCUGACACCAGUGACAAAACUAAUAGAAUUACCAAAAAUAGGACCUAAUCAACAGUUAUUUUCAUUGAAUACUGCCACUGAUCAAAUUACUAAGUUAAAUCCAAAGCUCACCACAUUGGCUUUGACCCCUACUGAACAGCUGCUUAUUGUUCCCGCAGGAAUCAAUGCUGAACAACUUGCACAAUGUUUGAUUCAAGGACAGAUUCAUUUUAAUGACAUCACAGGUAUUGUUAGUAGCAAUAAUUCAUCGGCGAUAAAUCAAACGCAGAAUAUUGCAACAUAUGAUGACAGUACAAACAAGGAAAUUUCUUUAUCAAAGACUGAUGAGUAUAAAAAUAAUAAUAAGAGCACUUGUAAAUCAUCACUACAUGUACCAAGUAUUAAUAUUAAUAAUAGGAAUGUACAAGCUGGUAAUGCAGAAAAUAUGAUCUCACCAAAAGUAGGAGUAGUAAAUAAUUGUAAUCCCCAUACGAAUCAAGUUCCUCCUUUAGCCAAUGUUAGUGUUCAAAAUGUUGUAAAGUCUACAGAAGCUUUGAAACAAAAUACAAGUUCUACUAGUAUGCCCAGGCUUAUACCAUUACUAUCAGACGGAGUUACACAGAAUUCUCCUAACUUUGUUCCUCGAAUUCAAACAAUACAAUUAACACCACAGAAACAGCAAUUACUUAAAAGCGUUCAACUACAAAUUCAAGCAUUAUCUGCCAAACUGCAGAAUAAAAACUCAUUAGCAAAUCUUUGCAUACCUGUGCUGGACACAGCUUCCAAUACUGCCACUGCAAUAAUUCAACCUAAUUUAAGUUUGAGUGAUGCUGAAAUUCACAUGGAACUACAGAAUUUAUUCUUAGAACAGCAAAAAAUAUUAGCUACUGGUAAAGUGAUUCCUACCAUACCAGGCCAACAUGCUAAUUUUCAAAUGCCGGAUAAUAACAUCAAGCCUGUUCAAGCUGUACAAAGCCUUCCCUUGUUGCAAGCUGAAUGUAACUUAAACAAUGCAAAUGUAAUUAAGAAGGAAAUAAAGAAUAAUAAAACCUCUGAGAUAAAGUUUCCAAAAACUACAGAAGCCAAUGUUACUGCACCAUCUACCACAGCAAUAAUACAAACAAAAACCAAUGCAAGUCAAAAUUCAAUUCAAGAUAAUUUCAAAAACAAUUCCAACAAAAUAAGUAACACGUCUUACACAAUGCAGAUGGUGGUUCAACCUAGUAAUACUAUGUGUAGUACAAAUCAAAAAAUGGAUCAACAAUCUAGUAAUAUGCGUUUAAUGAAACAACCUAUUAACAGAUCCAGUCUAUUUGAACAACAACUGUCAGUUGACCAAGCAGGUGCAAUUAAUCCAGAUGUCCACACAAAAUUUAUAUCAAAGUCAGACUCAUGCAAACGUCUUAUUAGAUAUCAUUGCCUAAACACCCCAGAUGAAUCUGAAUCUGAUGUUUCAGAAGAAAUAUUUGAAUUAAGAGGACGACAUUUUUUAAAUAAAUUUCAAGGAAUGAUUAAUAAAUAUCAACAACUUUUAAUGAAGCAAUCAAUGAGAUGUGCACCAACAUCAGAACUGAUGAUGAUAGAUAGAAUGUUUGUGGCUGAAGAACAACGUGAAAUUGAACGUCUUCGAAAGGGUGUAACAGCUUGCAACAUUGUUGAAACAGCAAAAUUAAAACAAAACCUGAAUCAUGAUACAAAAGAAUCUUUCAAUCGUAAAAAUACACAGAUUUAUGAAAGUGAGAAAUCUAUAGAUAUCAAUAUUAUAAAAACUGAAGUAGAAAGCAGCACAUCUGAUGCAGCUAGCUAUAAAGAUACAGUUGCUGUGAAAAAUGAAAAUGUUGAUUCUUUUGAUAUAGAAUCAGAAAUCAUGCCAAGUUUUAUUUUGAAAAAAUGUGAAAAGAUUUCAAAAUUUGAUAAUAAAAAUGAAGUUGUAUCAGAAUCAACAGAUUUUGUGGCUCAAACUCAAACAAUAAAAUUAAUUGAAGAAACUAAGAUUAAAGAGGACAGUAAAUCAGAACCUUAUGAUGAAUGGUUUUGUAUACAGAAAGAAUUAGGAUACAUUGAUGAGAAAAAGUCUAUAAAGAAACCUCUAGAUUCUCUUGAUAUGCAAAUGAAUGAUAUUUUUCAAUAUAAAAGUAAUAUGUUUUAUGAUAUAAGUAAUAAAAGUGCUUCAUAUGUUGAAAAUAAUGCAUCAGCGCAAUCAAAAAUUGAAGAUAUUUUUAAAGAAGAUUCAAAACUAUUUGCCGGUAUGAGUGUUGAAACAAAACUUGAAGCAUUAUUUAGUGGUACUAACCAGGCAAAUAUAGAAAAAGUUGUGGAAUCUUGUGAUGCAUCAUUAACUUUGCAAAGCGAUAGGAAUAUUAACAAGAAUUUUUUAAUUGGAUCUUCUGCAAGUUCACCAAAACGCCCAUGGAAUGGAGAGGUAAAUUUUCCAAAAAGGCAGUGUUUAAUUUAUGAUGAUUGCAGGAAAGUUGAACCUGAAAAUAUUAGCACAAGUUAUCAAUGCGAUAAUACUAAGCGCUUGUGGAAUGGAGAAGUAUCUACUACUGACUCUAAGAAAAUAAAACCUGACAACAGUUAUCAGAAGCCAAAGAAAAAUAUUUUGCAUGAUUUAGAGAGGGAUUUACUUGGUUUAGAUCAUAUUGAAAAUAAUCUAAAUUCGAAUUUUGAUGAGGAUAUAAAUGCGCAAGUGCAAUCUGCUAUAGACAGCAUUUUAAAUCUUCAGAGUGCGGAUACUACAUGUCAAUUUGUAAUGGGAUCAGAAUCAUGCUCAUUAGAAUCAAGAGAUCAUCAAGCAUCCAAUAAUAAAAAGUAUCAAAAAUCACAGCAGAAUGUACAUCGAACCUCUAAUUUGGAUACAGGGUUGGAUGAGGCCGUUAAAUCAAUUUUGAAAUCAUGA